Messenger RNA from Mangifera indica (mango), 5737 nucleotides. RefSeq names its product disease resistance protein RPV1-like. The transcript has 5 exons. Lineage: Eukaryota; Viridiplantae; Streptophyta; Magnoliopsida; Sapindales; Anacardiaceae. The record is from RefSeq and is a predicted model, not a curated record. Gene Ontology annotation, molecular function: ADP binding; protein binding. Gene Ontology annotation, biological process: defense response; signal transduction. Bases 134 to 5737 code for a protein of 1867 amino acids.
CGGGUGGGAAAGGAUGUCGGUCACUGUAUCAAUUUCCUGAGAAAAAGCAAAGAAAUUGAACCCAGGAAAAAAAUAUACAAAUAAACUUGUAACUCUGUGAGAAGAAAUAGUCUUGUUGCUUCAAUUAUCUGCGAUGGCUUCUUCUUCUUCUUCUUCUCAAGUGAAGUAUGAUGUUUUCCUCAGUUUCAGAGGUGAGGACACUCGAGACAAUUUUACCAGCCACCUCAAUGCAGCUUUGUGUCGGAGAAAGAUUGUUACUUUCAUCGAUGAUCAACUUGUAAGAGGAGAUGAGAUAUCACCAUCUCUUUUGAAUGCGAUUAGGGGAUCAAAGAUUUCAAUCAUCAUAUUCUCGAAAGGUUAUGCUUCUUCUACAUGGUGCCUCCAAGAACUUGUAGAGAUCCUCGAUUGCAAGAGAAGGUACGGUCAGAUUGUGAUUCCAGUGUUCUAUCAUGUAGAUCCAUCAGAUGUAAGGAAGCAAACAGGGACUUAUGGAGAUGCAUUUGGCCAGCAUGAAGUAAGAUAUAUGGAGAAAAAAGAGAAGUUGCAGAGAUGGAGGAAUGCUUUGACGGAAGCAGCCAAUAUAUCUGGCUUUGAUUCAAAUUCCAUCAGGCCUGAAUCGAAACUUCUUGACACAAUUACUGAAUGUAUUUUGGAGAGUUUGAAUGAUAAUUCUCAUAGCGAUAAUAAGAACUUGGUUGGAGUAGCAAUGAAGAUCCAGAAAAUUAAAUCUUUAUUGUCUGAUCAGUCAAGUAAAGUAUGCAAGGUAGGACUCUGGGGUAUGGGUGGCAUAGGCAAGACGACUCUUGCUGAAGCAGUCUUCAAAGAAAUCUCAAGUCAAUUUGAAGCUUCGUAUUUUGCUCGAAAUGUUAGGGAAGCAUCAAAUAUAAAUCAACUGCGUCGUUUGCAAAAAGAAUUUCUUUAUGCAAUAUUAGGGGAUAAACACCUUGAUAUAAGCCACACAUCCACAAAAGAAAGGCUUGGACGUAAAAGAGUUUUUACUGUUUUUGAUGAUGUGACAGAUUCAAAACAAAUAAAAGAAUUUAUUGAAGAUCCUGAAGGCUUGGGUUUUGGAAGUCAAAUCAUUAUAACCACAAGGGAUAAACAAAUGCUAACAAUUUAUGGAUUGGAUGAUUCUACCAUAUAUGAGGUCGAAGGAUUAGGUGGUGACGAAUCUUUUAGACUUUUUAAACAACAUGCCUUCAAACAAAACCAUCCAAUUGAUGAAGUUUACUUGAAGCUUUCAGAAAAAGUUAUAAGUUAUACAAAAGGUUUGCCUUUAGCUCUCGAAGUUUUAGGUAACCAUCUCCUUGGUAGAGGAAAACUUGAAUGGGAUAGUGCACUGGAAGAUUUACAAAAAUCUCCAUAUGAGGGUAUCCAAAAGGUGCUUAAGAUCAGUUAUGAUGGAUUAUUUGAUAAAGAGAAGACUUUAUUUUUAGAUAUUGCAUGCUUCUUUAAAGGAUGUGAUAAAUAUCUAGUUGGUACAUUUAGUUCACAUAUUCGAAUACGUGUUCUUGUUGAUAAAGCUCUUAUAUCUAUUCUAUUUACCACAAUAGAAAUGCAUGAUUUGAUUCAAGAGAUGGGUUGGGAAAUUGUCCGGCAAGAGUCAAUCACUAAACUUGGCCAACGCAGUCGAUUGUGGCAUCAUGAAGAUGUAGAUCGUGUAUUGAAAAAAAAUUUGGGAACUGACAAAAUAAGAGGCAUGCUCUUUAAUAUGGUUGAAAUGAGAAAGAUCCACUUCAAUCCUCAUGCUUUCUCAGAGAUGGCUAAUCUAAGACUCCUUAUGGUAAAAAACUUAUAUUGGGGAUACAAUAAUGACAUUCAUGGUUUUGACAACAUUGAAUUUGAUUUCUCAGAGUUAGAAUGCCUUUGUUGGGAUUUUUACCCUUUCCCAUCGUUGCCUUUGAAAUUUGAUCCUGAUAACCUUGUUGUACUUAAGAUGCAAGACAGUUAUCUUGAACAACUAUGGACGGGCAUCAAGAAUCUUGCUUGUUUAAAAUACAUUGACCUAAGUCACUCAAGACAUCUACUUGAAGUCCCAGACCUUUCAAAGGCUUCAAAUCUAGAGCGGUUGAUUCUCUAUGGCUGCUCUAAUCUCAACACUGCUCCAAGGAUAUCAGGUAAUAUGGAAAGAUUGUGUUUGGAUGGAACUGCAAUAAAAACCUUAUCGUCUUCCAUAGAAAGCUCUUCCAGACUAGUUGAACUGAAUCUUAAGAAUUGCUUAAGCCUUGAAAGUCUUCCAAGCAGCCUUUGUAAUUUGACAUCACUUCGAAAGCUUGAUCUUUCUGGUUUGUCAAAUCUAAAGAUGGUUCCAGAGUUCCCAUCUGAGAUCCUAGAGUUGCAUUUAGAUGGAACUGCAGUAAAAGAAUUGUCUUCAUCGAUUGGGAAAGUAUCAUCUCUGAUAAGAUUAAGUCUUAAAAAUUGUUCAAGCCUUGAAAGUCUUCCAAGCAACCUUUGUAAUUUGACAUCUCUUCGAGAGCUUGAUCUCUCUGGUUCGUCAAAUCUAAAGAUGGUUCCAGAGUUCCCACCUGAGAUCCUAGAGUUGUAUUUAGAUGGAACUGCAGUAAAAGAAUUGUCUUCAUCGAUUGGGAAAGUAUCAUCUCUGAUAAUAUUAAGUCUUAGAAAUUGUUCAAGGCUUGAAAUUCUUCCAAGCAGCCUUUGUAAUUUGACAUCUCUUCGAAAGCUUGAUCUCUUUGGUUCGUCAAAUCUAAAGAUGGUUCCAGAGUUCCCACCUGAGAUCCUAGAGUUGCAUUUAGAUGGAACUGCAGUAAAAGAAUUGUCUUCAUCGAUUGGGAAAGUAUCAUCUCUGAAAAGAUUAAGUCUUAGAAAUUGUUCAAGCCUUGAAAGUCUUCCCAACAGCCUUUGUACUUUGACAUCUCUUGAAGAGCUUGAUCUCUCUGGUUCGUCAAAUCUAAAGAUGGUUCCAGAGUUUCCACCUGAGAUCCUAGAGUUGUAUUUAGAUGGAACUGCAGUAAAAGAAUUGUCUGCAUCGAUUGGGAAAGUAUCAUCUCUGAAAAGAUUAAGUCUUAGAAAUUGUUCAAGCCUUGAAAUUCUUCCAAGCAGCCUUUGUAAUUUGACAUCUCUUCGAAAGCUCGAUCUCUCUGGUUCGUCAAAUCUAAAGAUGGUUUCGGAGUUUCCACCUGAGAUCCUAGAGCUGUAUUUAGAUGAAACUGCAAUGAAAGAAUUGUCUUCAUCGAUUGGGAAAGUAUCAUCUCUGAAAAGAUUAAGUCUAAGAAAUUGCUCAAGCCUUGAAAGUCUUCCAAGCAGCCUUUGUAAUUUGACAUCUCUUCCAAAGCUUGAUCUCUCUGGUUUGUCAAAUCUAAAGAUGGUUCCAGAGUUCCCACCUAAGAUCCAAGAGUUGUAUUUAGAUGGAACUGUAGUGAAAGAAUUGUCUUCAUCGAUUGGGAAAGUAUCAUCUCUGAAAAGAUUAAGUCUUAGAAAUUGUUCAAGCCUUGAAAGUCUUCCAAGCAGCUUUUGUAAUUUGACAUCUCUUCUAGAGCUUGAUCUCUCUGGUUUGUCAAAUCUAAAGAUGGUUCCGGAGUUCCCACCUAAGAUCCUAGAGUUGUAUUUAGAUGGAACUGCAGUAAAAGAAUUGUCUUCAUCGAUUGGGAAAGUAUCAUCUCUGAUAAGAUUAAGUCUUAGAAAUUGUUCAAGCCUUGAAAUUCUUCCAAGCAGCCUUUGUAAUUUGACAUCUCUUCGAGAGCUUAAUCUCUCUGGUUUGUCAAAUCUAAAGAUGGUUCCAGAGUUCCCACCUGAGAUCCUAGAGUUGUAUUUAGAUGGAACUGCAGUAAAAGAAUUAUCUUCAUCGAUUGGGAAAGUAUCAUCUCUGAUAAGAUUAAGUCUUAGAAAUUGUUCAAGCCUUGAAAGUCUUCCCAACGGCCUUUGUACUUUGACAUCUCUUGAAGAGCUUGAUCUCUCUGGUUCGUCAAAUCUAAAGAUGGUUCCAGAGUUCCCACCUGAGAUCCUAGAGUUGUAUUUAGAUGGAACUGCGGUAAAAGAAUUGUCUUCAUCGAUUGGGAAAGUAUCAUCUCUGAAAAGAUUAAGUCUUAGAAAUUGUUCAAGCCUUGAAAGUCUUCCCAACAGCCUUUGUAAUUUGACAUCUCUUCGAAAGCUUGAUCUUUCUGGUUCGUCAAAUCUAAAGAUGGUUCCAGAGUUUCCACCUGAGAUCCUAGAGUUGUAUUUAGAUGGAACUGCAGUAAAAGAAUUGUCUGCAUCGAUUGGGAAAGUAUCAUCUCUGAAAAGAUUAAGUCUUAGAAAUUGUUCAAGCCUUGAAAGUCUUCCAAGCAGCCUUUGUAAUUUGACAUCGCUUCGAGAGCUUGAUCUCUCUGGUUUGUCAAAUCUAAAGAUGGUUCCAGAGUUCCCACCUGAGAUCCUAGAGUUGUAUUUAGAUGGAACUGCAGUAAAAGAAUUGUCUUCAUCGAUUGGGAAAGUAUCAUCUCUGAAAAGAUUAAGUCUUAGAAAUUGUUCAAGCCUUGAAAGUCUUCCAAGCAGCCUUUGUAAUUUGACAUCUCUUCGAGAGCUUAAUCUCUUUGGUUCGUCAAAUCUAAAGAUGGUUCCAGAGUUCCCACCUAAGAUCCUAGAGUUGUAUUUAGAUGGAAUUGCAGUAAAAGAAUUGUCUUCAUCGAUUGGGAAAGUAUCAUUUCUGAUAAGAUUAAGUCUUAGAAAUUGUUCAAGCCUUGAAAGUCUUCCAAGCAGCCUUUGUAAUUUGACAUAUCUUCGAGAGCUUGAUCUCUCUGGUUCGUCAAAUCUAAAGAUGGUUCCAGAGUUCCCACCUGAGAUCCUAAAGUUGUAUUUAGAUGGAACUGCAGUAAAAGAAUUGUCUUCAUCGAUUGGGAAAGUAUCAUCUUUGGUAACAUUAAGUGUUAGAAAUUGUUCAAGCCUUGAAAGUCUUCCAAGCAGCCUUUGUAAUUUGACAUCUCUUCUAGAGCUUGAUCUCUCUGGUUUGUCAAAUCUAAAGAUGGUUCCAGAGUUCCCACCUGAGAUCCUAAAGUUGUAUUUAGAUGGAACUGCAGUAAAAGAAUUGUCUUCAUCGAUUGGGAAAGUAUCAUCUUUGGUAACAUUAAGUGUUAGAAAUUGUUCAAGCCUUGAAAGUCUUCCAAGCAGCCUUUGUAAUUUGACAACUCUUCGAGAGCUUGAUCUCUCUGGUUUGUCAAAUCUAAAGAUGGUUCCAGAGUUUCCACCUGAGAUCCUAGAGUUGUAUUUAGAUGGAACUGCAGUAAAAGAAUUGUCUUCAUCGAUUGGGAAAGUAUCAUCUCUGAAAAGAUUAAGUCUUAGAAAUUGUUCAAGCCUUGAAAGUCUUCCAAGUAGCCUUUGUAAUUUGACAUCUGUUCGAAUGCUUGAUCUCUCUAGUUCGUCAAAUCUAAAGAUGGUUCCAGAGAUCCCACCUGAGAUCCUGGAGUUGUAUUUAGAUGGAACUGCAGUAAAAGAAUUGUCUUCAUCGAUUGGGAAAGUAUCAUCUCUGAUAAGAUUAAGUCUUAGAAAUUGUUCAAGCCUUGAAAGUCUUCCAAGCAGCCUUUGUAAUUUGACAUCUCUUCGAGAGCUUGAUCUCUCUGGUUCGUCAAAUCUAAAGAUGGUUCCAGAGUUCCCACCUGAGAUCCUAGAGUUGUAUUUAGAUGGAACUGCAGUAAAAGAAUUGUCUUCAUCGAUUGGGAAAGUAUCAUCUCUGAUGAGAUUAAGUCUUAGAAAUUGUUCAAGCCUUGAAAGUCUUCCAAGCAACCUUUGUAAUUUGACAUAUCUUUGA